Messenger RNA from Cucumis sativus (cucumber), 1598 nucleotides. RefSeq lists its product as uncharacterized. The transcript is spliced from 5 exons. NCBI's taxonomy places the organism in Eukaryota, Viridiplantae, Streptophyta, Magnoliopsida, Cucurbitales, Cucurbitaceae. The coding region runs from base 241 to 1062 and encodes 273 amino acids. Gene Ontology annotation, molecular function: small ribosomal subunit rRNA binding; structural constituent of ribosome. Gene Ontology annotation, cellular component: ribosome; mitochondrial small ribosomal subunit. The record is from RefSeq and is a predicted model, not a curated record. Gene Ontology annotation, biological process: translation.
CUUCGCCGAUUUCAUUCCCCCCGUGUCGAUCUUCUUAUCUCCCUCACCUCACCGCUUCCAACUCUGUUCCCUCCCCGUCGAUCUCCCCACGGCAACUCUCUCAUUCCUCUCCGUCUCUUUCGUCUACCUCAGGGUCUUUCUCUGUUUUCUUUUAAUCUCUGAUAAGUGGCAGUAAGUGUAAACUCCUAAGGUAAGUUUUCACUCUUCUUGAACUCUGCUACUUCUUCGUUCGGUUGCGAAAUGAGAACCUUUCAGGUUGCUUUGCGAACUCUUGGCGGUGGCUUAUCUCGGGGAUUAAAGCAACCUUCUGUGCUCAGGAACCUUUCCACAAACGCCGCUCGUGGUAGUGGGUUUGAUGAUGAUAAUAAGGGAAAAUUUGAUUCGUUUGAGACUGCUGAUGAUUUUGAACGUCGGAUUUUUGGGGGUGGUUCUAUGGUGGAUUCCGGAAAUGAUGCUUUCUUUCAGAAGUUUGAUAGACUUGGCAAACCUCGUGAAAGAAUAGGUUCAAAACUGAGUGGAGGAAACAAUUUUCAUGCGUUGUAUGACCGUGAAGAUAAUUUUGACACUCUGUCGGAUGGGAUGGAUGGCAAGUUGAAGAAAGCAUCCACUUAUUUUAAGUUUGAUCCAGAGGAAAUAGAAAAAGAUGAUUAUACUUUCAGAGCAGAUAUGUCUUUCUCGCCUGGAUCAACAUACAAUAUCAAGGAUCUGGAUCUAACAAAGCCAGGUUUUCGUAAACCUCCCAAAAGGGUUGAGUUUCAGGUGACAACGGAGGAGGCUUUAAGAAAAGCUGAUUUCAGGAAUGUUAGGUUUUUGGCGAACUUUAUAACUGAGGCUGGGAUCAUUAACAAGAGGAGCAAUACACGUAUUAGUGCCAAGGCACAGAGGAAAGUUGCACGUGAGAUCAAAACUGCACGAGCAUUUGGCUUAAUGCCCUUCACAACAAUGGGAACCAAAUCAUUCAAUUUUGGCAAAAGCAUGGAGAAUCUUGAUACGGACUUUGAGUAUGAGGUUUUUGACAAUGAUAAUACUGAUGCAGAUGGAGGUCACCCGCUCAGAUCCUAAAGACCAUGUUUUUAGAUGGUUGUGAAUGUGAAUUAUUUCCCUCACCCUUAUCUUUCUUCGAAGUUGGUAUUCAUCUGCUGCGAUUGACCCAAUCAUACGUACUCCAAAUUUGUUGUGGCCAGGAAGGGAGUUAUUGCAGAAACUUCAUAGUCAUAGUCUACUUCUCAUCGUGAUAUUCUAAAAUUUUGUUAUGUAUAUUUUAUGAUUAUUAUGUGAAGGUGAGGUAACUCGUCAUCCAGAAAUUGAUCUUCCUCCAGAAAUCAACCCUCGGAUGCCUGUUUUGGGAUUAGUUAUUACAAUGACAUGUUAGCAGAAUAAAACUAGGGCCAUCACACUGAGUUAUGAAGAAAAACGUUCUGUUCUCUUCAGGGUUGCUUUCUUUUGGAAUCAUUGACGUAUUAACAGAAGAUUUUAAAUCAUUUUCUCUCUGCGUUGUUGAAAAGUAUUUUUCAUAGUUUCUCUCCUAACAGCUACAUUGUGCUACGAUCAUGGUAUUAAAUUAUUGACAUGAUAUUUCCACCAGAAUUUUACGUUUU